Messenger RNA from Myripristis murdjan (pinecone soldierfish), 1499 nucleotides. Its product is annotated as N-acylethanolamine-hydrolyzing acid amidase. The coding region runs from base 233 to 1294 and encodes 353 amino acids. NCBI's taxonomy places the organism in Eukaryota, Metazoa, Chordata, Actinopteri, Holocentriformes, Holocentridae. Gene Ontology annotation, cellular component: lysosome. Gene Ontology annotation, molecular function: fatty acid amide hydrolase activity. Gene Ontology annotation, biological process: fatty acid metabolic process. The record is from RefSeq and is a predicted model, not a curated record. The transcript is spliced from 11 exons.
UCGCCAGUGUCAGCAGAUAUAAGCUCUGUGCAAACUUUAUCAGAAACACUAAAUGGGGAUCUGCGCUUUUUUAUGCAACAACACAAAAAUCCAACUCUGUUCGGCGUCUGUGGUCAGGUGAUCAGCUCUCAGCCUACCAAGAGCGAAAGACGGAAGUGUGAGCAGAGAAUUGAACUGCUGCAAGUGACUGUGUGUGUCCUUUGAGCUUGUUUUGCACAGUUGGAGUGGACAGAUGAUGUUGCGCGCUGUACUCCUCUUGCUCGGCCUGACAGGAUCAUGCAGGGCAAAUUUUGCGCCUCCUGUAGUCAACAUCAGCCUGGAUGAAGCCCCAGACGUGCGAUGGGCACCUCUGUUGAAAGUUUUUGACAUCGACUACUUGAAAAAAGCUGCUGCAGACGUGAUUGACACCACAGUUCCUAAAUGGGUGCAUCAUGCUCUUGCUCCCGUUGUGGCUGCUAUGGAAAAGUACAUUCCCCAGCCUUACGCCGGAGAAAUCCGCGGCAUGGCCUCACACUUUGGAGCAAGCCUGGCUGAUGUCAUCAUUCUCAACUUUGCCUAUGAAAUAUCUGCGUUUUGCACUAGCAUUGUAGCCCAGGACACAAAUGGACAUGUGUAUCAUGGCAGGAACCUUGAUUACCCACAUGAUGUUCUGAGGAAUCUGACUGUCAACAUAAACUUCCUUAAGAAUGGAGAGGUGAUGUACAGUGGAACUUCUUUUGCCGGCUACGUUGGCCUGUGGACGGGACAGAGUCCAAACAAAUUCACUAUUUCUGGGGACCAGCGAGGUGACGAGCACUGGUGGGAGUGGUGGAAGAACGCGGUUUCUGCUUUCCUGUUGAAGAGAUCCCCCGUCAGCUGGCUCGUGAGGGAAACCUUGGAGGGAGCAGAGGACUUUCAGGAUGCAGUGAUUAGGCUUUCCAAGAUCCCCAUUAUCACAGGGGUUUAUUACAUUGUGGGUGGGAUAUGGGCCAGGGAAGGAGCUGUGAUAACCAGAGACCGAAAAGGCCCUGUUGACAUCUGGAUCCUGGAUUCUCUGAGUGGAGGAUGGUACAGGGUGGAGACGAACUAUGACCACUGGCUUCCUCCCCCAGCCAAAGAUCAUCGGAGAGAUGCAGCCAGCAAAGCACUAAAUGCCACGGGGCAAGAUCACAUCAACAUGGAUACCCUUUAUAAGGUUUUGUCAACGUAUCCAGUGUGCAACCGAAAUACUGUUUACACUGCAGUAAUGAGUGCCGCAACCCCUGAGAAGUAUACUGCAGUGGUCAGAACGCAGGGCUGCCAAAAGCCUGAAUGAAUCUACGGUUGGACUGUUUGCUACUGACAGGAAUCAGGCAGUAAAGUUCACUUUUUUUUUUCUACAAAGCACUCAUGUGUAUCUGACCUUCACGGCAGGAUUAUAUGCAAAUCAUACAAUCAGUGUGAUUGUAAGUGAACUGGACUAAUUUUUUAGUGUGACACACUGUUCUCCUGCUUCGAAUAAAGCUGCUGACCUCUUAUGA